Colletotrichum lupini is the source of this 2127-nucleotide messenger RNA. Its product is annotated as amidase. The transcript has 6 exons. The coding region runs from base 1 to 2127 and encodes 708 amino acids. The record is from RefSeq and is a predicted model, not a curated record. Lineage: Eukaryota; Fungi; Ascomycota; Sordariomycetes; Glomerellales; Glomerellaceae.
AUGCUGUCGUUCUCACUCCUCAAGGCGACCGCCUGUCUCAUUUGGCCGUCCUCGGGAUGGACAACAUGUGGACAGAAAACAGCCAGCGCGUUUCCGACGCUCCUCGAUGCUACACUCGACGACCUCAAUCGCGGUCUGAGCAGUGGAAUUUUCACCAGCGUCGACCUCGUUAAUGCUUACAUCGAGCGCAUUAAAGAGACCACGCCAACCCUCAACGCCGUGACCGAGAUCAAUCCGGAUGCCGUCUCCAUCGCCGAAACUCUGGACCUCAUCCGCCGCCAGGGCGGACCGCUUCUCGGCCCCUUACACGGCGUCCCCGUCCUGAUCAAAGACAAUAUUGCCACGGCAGACAAGAUGAACAACACGGCCGGCUCUUAUGCCCUCCUCGGCGCUAAAGUCUCCGAAGAUAGCACCGUCGCCGCCAAGCUCCGGAAAGCGGGGGCGAUAUUGCUCGGCAAAGCACACCUGUCGCAGUGGGCCGAAUGCCGGAGCUCCAAUUCGAGCAAUGGGUGGUCAACGUAUGGCGGUCAGACCCUGGGCGCAUAUUACCCCUUUCAAGACCCAUCGGGUUCGUCGGGGGGCAGCGGCGUCGCGUCUUCGGUCGGUCUCGCGUGGGCGUCCUUGGGGACUGAGACAGCCGGCUCGAUUUUGUUGCCCAGUGACGUCAACAACGUUGUGGGCAUCAAGCCCACUCUUGGCCUCACCUCACGGUACCUCGUUGUGCCCAUCUCGGAGCACCAAGAUGUUGUUGGACCUAUCGCUCGGACCGUGAAAGAUGCUGCUCAUCUCCUGGGAGCCAUCGCCGGUGUGGACCCUAGCGAUAACUAUACGUCUAAAUUUCCUUUCCCGAAGACACCAGACUACGCCGCGGCAUGCGUUAAGGGGGGGCUGCUGGGCAAGAGAUUGGGAAUUCCACGACAUGUGCUACACGACCCUCAAGAAGCCCCUCUCUCCAACUACUCGGUGACGGUAUUCGACUCGGCCGUCGACAUUCUCCGGUCUGCAGGUGCGGAAAUCAUAGACGACAUUGUUUUGCCAGGAUACAACAUGACCGAAAUCUCCGCGCUCCUCACCAAGAGCCUUCACGCAGAUUUCGCCGUUGCCAUAGAAAAGUACUUUGGGCAAUUGGCGACCAAUCCGUACAACAUCACCACGCUUCGUGAGCUCCGGGACUGGACCCAGCAUGACUCUCGCGAGCAAUGGCCUGAGAAAAACACACUCUCAUGGGACAACAACCUAGCAGAAGGUCUGCGUAACACAGAUCCGGAAUUUUGGGAUGUGCACCUCCGGCUUCUGUACCUGACUGGUCCCCAAGGAUACACAGGAGCUCUCAAGAACCAUUCUCUGGACGCGAUAGUACUGCCGACGGCGUUUGCUGUGAUGAAUGCUGCCAUAUCCGGUACACCGGUGAUAUCGGUACCGUUUGGAAGGCAUCCGGACGAUACCGAAAUUAUCAAAGACAAGACUGGAACGCUCAAUGCCGUGGCACCGAACUUACCCUUUGGCAUUGGUUUUGCGGGGGCUCCGUUCAGUGAGGAAACACUGAUUAGCAUCGCGUACGACUUUGAGCAGAAGGUCCAGGCCCGGGAGGUCAUCAAGCCCUAUAUAAAACCCAAGAGCGACCUAGAAGACAUAGCAAGCCACAAUCACAUCACUGAUCGACUUUCGGGACUUUCCCGGAACCCCGCGCACCGAUUUACGGCGGCGGUGUCUGGAAACCUAGUCCCCCUCACUGUUAUCAAGGGCGCCGGCCACGAGUAUAUCCCCCUCCCGGAGGGCGAGAACGCGACUGUUGCCGAUUUCCACUCAAUCCGAACAAACACAAAGGACUCACCUGCUCACUUCACCUCGGGUUUCUACAAAAUUGUCGCAGGACCCGCUCGUCCCGCGCACUACAACUUUGAGGAGACUAAGUACGUCCUCAACGGUCAAAUUGACAUUUUGGAUGAGGCUACUGGGAUCACCCACCAUCUAGUACCUGGAGAUUUUGCUUUCUUCCACGUCGGAUCCAAGGUCAAGUUCUCUACCAAGUCAGAAGGCCUUGCUUUCUACGCCGUUACCCGGCCCGUCAGAGUUCCCCACCCAAACCUGAAGGGUCGUGAGGAGGACGCAAAGUCUAAGUUGUAA